AUGAAAUUCGCAUCGCUCACCACUCUGAUCGUGUCUGUCGCAUUGAUGGCCGGCGUAACUACCGCAUCUGAGGACCUUUUAGUAACCCCCAAGGGCCUAGCCUGCAACAACCCUGAUCGAGCGGGGUGCUCAACAGGCAUCAAAGGAUAUAACAACCAAAACGAUUUCGGGUAUUUCUGUGGAGCUACGGGCAAAAUUAUAGGCUUUGCGCCCUGUAAUUGUAAAAAUUGCUGUAAGGUGACUGGCGGUGGGGAUGACUUCACCUGUAAACGAGCGUCGCUCAACUCCAACGUGCCUGAUCCGAGUGAUGAUGUGCUUGCUUUCGCUAGUGCAUGGAACAACUAG
Messenger RNA from Suillus paluster, 345 nucleotides. RefSeq lists its product as uncharacterized. The record is from RefSeq and is a predicted model, not a curated record. The coding region runs from base 1 to 345 and encodes 114 amino acids. Lineage: Eukaryota; Fungi; Basidiomycota; Agaricomycetes; Boletales; Suillaceae. The transcript is spliced from 3 exons.